Messenger RNA from Purpureocillium lilacinum, 1164 nucleotides. RefSeq lists its product as uncharacterized. NCBI's taxonomy places the organism in Eukaryota, Fungi, Ascomycota, Sordariomycetes, Hypocreales, Ophiocordycipitaceae. The record is from RefSeq and is a predicted model, not a curated record.
AUGUCCCAAUUUCCCGACCUCAGCCGUCUCGAGAUGCACUUCCUCGACGUCAUGCUGCACAAGCAGAUCGAGGUGGACAAGUAUCUCAUCGGGCCCAGCUUCCGCGACCAGCAUCUCCAGGCCUUUGCGAGCCACCUCACCGCCGGCAUGCCCCUUCUCAGGGAUGCCUUCAUCGCCUGCGCGUCCCUCCUCGUCGGCAACCAGAGCCUGCGGCAGCUCGCCCGCGGCCAGCAGAUCGGGUUCAGGCGCGCGGCCGCCGCCAUCGGGUCGCUUCGCGUGUCUCGCGUCGACCGCGACGACGACCUGUCCACGGUGCUCAUACUAGGAGUCGCCGUCGUCACGUUUGCCCUGCACCACUCCGGCACGCCACUCGCGCUGUGCAGCUUCAUCCUCGGCAUAGCCAAGGCCAUGUACGAGCGGGACCGCGCCCUGCCGCGGAGGAUGGGGUCCGACUGCGCCGCCUUCCUGGUGUGCCUACUUGGGACGGAGAUGGAGGAGUGCCUCAUGCGAUGCCGGGUGCCGACCUUGAGGGUCUGGGAGGGCGACAUGGACCACCUGGUCGACCGCUUCAUCGGCAUCUCGGCGCCGCUUUUGACGCACUUUCACGAUCUGUGCGUACUGGGCUAUCGAAUACGCGAGUCUGGCUGCCGUGAGCGCGGCGACCCCCCGGGCGACGCCCUCCUGAAUGACUUGGCGAGAACUCGGAGCAUAUUGGCCAACUGGCGGCCAACCGUCUCCGCCGCGAAGCUUGGCACAUACUCUGAAAUCGAAGCGAGCAUGAUGAUCGCGCAGUCCAAGGUGCUGCAGCUGACUGCUCUACUCGUUGCGCACCGUCUACGGCAUCCGUUUGGUAACGACGAAGGGGCGCUCGCCAUGUCGCGGACUGUCCUGCACGAGCUCGACGCGGUGGUCCAGAGGACAGGCCGCUCCAUACCAUUUGCCGACUUGGCGUUCCUGGUGGCCGGAUUUGAACUUACAGAGGCCCAAGAGAGGAACGCGGCUCUGGAAAGCUCGUACCUUAUCGUCGACUUUUCGCCGCACGUACGCGACGAAGAGGCCGCUUGGCUCGUCUCCUUCUGGGCAGCCAGAGAUGUCGCCGACCAUCACAUAUACUGGGACAACAUAGAGAGUUUUCUCGGAGGCACAAUUACUACUCAAACAUGA